Messenger RNA from Oryzias melastigma (Indian medaka), 6216 nucleotides. It is a transcript of the gene ecpas, whose product is annotated as Ecm29 proteasome adaptor and scaffold. Gene Ontology annotation, biological process: proteasome assembly. Gene Ontology annotation, cellular component: cytoplasm; nucleus. Gene Ontology annotation, molecular function: molecular adaptor activity. The coding region runs from base 86 to 5677 and encodes 1863 amino acids. The record is from RefSeq and is a predicted model, not a curated record. The transcript has 49 exons. NCBI's taxonomy places the organism in Eukaryota, Metazoa, Chordata, Actinopteri, Beloniformes, Adrianichthyidae.
AAAAAACCUCAAUAAAAUGCGCAGAAUUGCCAGUUGUUAGCUUAGUUGGUGAGCUGUGCCAGGAGAAAGAGGGCAGGGCACGUUGAUGGUUCGACCAAAAACAGCUGCUGACAGAACGGGGAGACCAUCCACACUGAAGCAAAAAUAUCAGCGGGGUGUUUUUAUGUAUCAGCUGGAACGUGUAUUCCUGCGCCUGGGCCAUGCAGAGACAGACGAACAGCUGCAGGAUAUCAUCUCCAAGUUCCUGCCACCAGUCCUCCUCAAACUGUCCAGCGUUCAGGAGGGUGUGCGAAAGAAAGUGAUGGAGUUAUUAGUGCAUCUGAACAAGAGAAUCAAAAGCCGACCAAAAAUCCAGCUGCCGGUUGAAACUUUGCUGGUGCAGUACCAGGACCCCUCUGCAGCCUCUUUUGUUACGAAUUUCACCAUCAUCUACAUCAAAAUGGGGUAUCCUCGCCUGGAGGUGGGGAAACAGUGCGAGCUCGCCCCGACUCUUCUCACCGCAAUGGAGGGAAAGCCACAGCCGCAGCAGGACAGUUUGAUGCAUCUGCUCAUCCCCAGUCUUUUCCACAUGAAGUACCCUGCAGACACGUCUAAAAACGCUCUCCCCUUCAACCUCUCCGAGAGGCCAAAGACGGUCCAGCUGCUGCUGGAAUUCAUGCUAGACGUUUUACUCAUGCCUUAUGGGUUUGUGCUGAACGAAUCUCCUUCUCGACCAGUGCCGUCCUCCUCUCAAGGAAGUUCUGGAGACGGUGCGGCGGCUGCAGGUGGGCAGGGUCUCCCGCAGCCUCCCCCGGGAAUGAGUGUCUAUGCUGUCAAGAGGGUGAUUGGAGAAGCGCAGUGGAACGCCGAGCAGUUGGAGCAGUGCAAGCUGGGAAUAGUGAAAUUCAUCGAAGCCAAGCAGGUCCCAGAAGUGGAGACGGUGGUCCACCUGGUGGUGGCAUCAAGCGACACGAGACACAGUGUGGCCACUGCAGCCGAUCUGGAGCUGAAGAGCAAACAGAGCAUAAUCGAUUGGAACAAUCCUCUAAUCAUCAACAAAAUGUUCAAAAUUUACCUGGGAGACGUUCCUCUUAAAACAAAGGGCGGUGGUGUGAAACAAGAGCUAAAGCAUGAGCCGGUGAGCACCAGAGUCAAACUGAAGAUCCUGCCGCAUCUUUUAAGGUCACGCCUGGCAGCGGAGUGCUUUCCAGCUAAUAUCCAGGUUGUGUAUGACGGCCUGUUUGGAGCCAACACCAACAACAAACUGCUGUCUCUCACACUACAGUUUGUUCAUCACAUCUGCAUGGUAUGCCCCGACACUAAUAAGCCUUUAGGGCUGAUGCUUCUCAACGGUCUCACGAAGCUCAUCAAUGAAUACAAAGAGGAUCCCAAGUUACUCUGUGUUGCUUACUCUGCAGUUGGAAAGCUGUCAAGUCGUAUGCCUCAGCUGUUCACUAAGGAUAUUGCACUUGUGCAGCAGUUUUUUGAGUCCAUGUGUAAGGAGGACCCUGAUGUCCGCCUUGCGAUUCAAGAGGCUUUGUCAAUGAUGGUUGGAGCUUACGUCAACCUACAGGGGGCGCUGCUGAAUCUGAUGGAGGCCCUCGUGGCCGCUUAUAUUGCCAAGCCAGAGGUGCAGGUUCGUCAGGUGGCCAUGAAGUUUGCCAGCACCGUGUUUGCGCCUGAUCACGUGCCGUCAAGAUACCUGCUGCUGCUGGCUGCUGGAGACACACGGGAGGAAGUAUCUGCAGAAGCCCAGAGGGUUCUGAGAGCUCACCCCCCAAAGAGCGAAAAAGAAGGACCAAAGCCGAUGCCAUCCUUUCCAGACAUGGUUGCCUAUGUUCAAGAAAAAGCAGCUCAGAGGAUAAAGACUCCAGCUAAAUAUGUCGUUGGAACCUCCACCAUUCCUUUUAACCCAUCUGCAUUUGCAGAGAUCAUGCUGUACCUGAGGAUGUGUUUAGCUCACAGCGCCGGGGCCACGCCUCUGUCCACCCGCCUGACGGACAUGCAGGACGAUGCUCCCGCCAUCGGCCGCUACGUUCAGUUGCUGCUGUCCGCCGAACCUCAGCCCUCGGCGUCAAAAGGCUCGGAGACGAAUCCCAUUUACGUCUACAUGGAUCUUCUGCAGCAGCUGCUGUCUGCUGUGGGAGGAAUACCCGUCAUGUACUGCUUACUAGAAGUGGUGUCUGUUUGCCCGGAAAAGCUGGCCCCCAGGUUUUCUGAUAGAAUCGACUGGAUUAAAAGCCUGAUGAACACAAACAAAGAGGACAUGAGGGAGCUUGCCGCUCAGCUUUACGCUGUGGUGGUUUCCACCCUGACGGGCAACGAGCUGCAGACGGCUGUGCAGAACUUAGUUAAAAUCACCAGAGACAACCACAGUCCUGAAACUCAGCAUGGCGCCAUCUUGGCUCUGGGCUACAUGGUGGGGAGGUACAUGAGCAGAAAGAAAGCCCUCACUUGUUCUGACUCAACAAAAAGCAUCACUUCCAAGGAUGAAGGUGAUGAACUUGUAGCCAUGGCUACUAAAACCAUUGGUUCCUUCCUGGACAGCAGCAGUGCCCUGUUGACUGUAGCCGCCUGUACAGCUCUGGGAGAGAUCGGGCGCAACGCCCCUCUGUUGAUCCCUGCAGACGGAUCGGGCUGCACUAAACUUUCCGUCGUGGAAAACCUCCUCGCCCGCAUCCCCUCCGGCAAAGAGAGCACUAAGAUGAAGGAAAGAUCCAUCACAACUUUGGGUUACCUCCCAGUGGGAGAUGCAGACUUUCCACACCAGAAGAAGCUGCUGCAGGGACUGAUGGAUUCAGUGGAGGCUAAGCAGGUGGAGCUGCAGUUCACAGUUGGAGAGGCGAUCACUAGUGCUGCCAUAGGAACCCUUUCAGGCGCUGCACGAGACCCGUGGACCUGCACAGAAGACCAGUACAGUCCACCACACAAUGUGCAGAGCAACGACGUGGUUCCGUGGGUCCUCAACUCCAUUCUGUCCAAAUAUGUGCCGAGCCAGAACCCUCACGUCCGACAGGCUUCCUGCAUCUGGCUGCUCUCGCUCGUCAAGAAACUGGGCCAUCACCAGGAAAUUACAACUCAUUUGAAGGAGAUUCAGAUCGCAUUCAUCUCUGUGCUCUCGGAUCCUGAUGAGUUGAGUCAGGAUGUGGCAUCUAAAGGUCUGGGGCUUGUGUACGAGAUGGGAGGAGAACGCGACCAGCAGGAACUGGUUUCUACUCUGGUUGAAACACUCAUGACUGGCAGAAGAGUCAAACAUGAACUUUCCGAGGAGACGGAGGUCUUCCAGGGGGAAGGACUGGGAAAAACACCAGACGGUCAUGGCUUAUCCACUUACAAGGAGCUCUGCUCAUUAGCCAGCGACCUGAACCAACCAGAUCUAGUCUACAAAUUCAUGAAUCUGGCUAAUCAUCAUGCAAUGUGGAACUCACGCAAGGGAGCAGCUUUCGGUUUCCACAUGAUCGCAGCUAAAGCUGGGGAGCAGCUGUCUCCGUUCCUGCCUCAGUUAGUGCCUCGUCUGUACCGCUACCAGUUUGACCCCAACCUGAGCAUCCGCCAGGCCAUGACCAGCAUCUGGGACGCUUUGGUGACCGAUAAGACCCUGGUGGACAAAUAUCUGAAAGAAAUCCUGCAGGAUGUCAUGUCCAACCUGACCAGUAACGCCUGGAGAGUGCGUGAAUCCAGUUGUCUGGCUCUUAAUGACCUGAUCCGCGGCCGUCAGGCUGAUGAACUUCUGGAUUACCUGUCAGAAAUGUGGGAGACGCUGUUCCGAGUCCUUGAUGACAUCAAGGAAUCUGUAAGAAAGGCUGCAGACCUCACACUGAAAACUCUCAGCAAAGUUUGCAUUCGUAUGUGCGAAUCUUCAGGAUCCGCGGCUCAGAGAAGCGUGGCGGUGCUGCUGCCGACCCUGCUGGAGAAAGGCAUCGUUAGCAACGUGUCAGAGGUUCGCUCGCUCAGCAUCCAGACUUUGGUGAAGAUCAGCAAGACUGCCGGUGCCAGACUAAAGCCUCACGCUUCCAGGCUGAUCCCAGCCCUGCUGGAGGCUCUCAGCACUUUGGAGCCCCAGGUCCUCAACUACCUCAGUCUCAGAGCCACAGAGCAGGAAAAGAGUGCCAUGGAUGCUGCGAGGCUGAGUGCUGCCAAAUCCUCUCCUAUGAUGGAAACUGUCAACAUGUGUUUGCAACACCUGGAUGUUUCUGUCCUCGGGGAGCUGGUUCCCAGACUCUGUGAGCUGCUAAAGAGUGGAGUGGGCCUGGGCACAAAGGGAGGCUGUGCGAGUGUGAUCGUUUCCCUCACCGUGCAGUGUCCUCAGGACCUAACUCCAUACUCAGGUAAACUGAUGAGUUCUCUGCUGAACGUCAUCCAUGACAGAAGUUCUGUGGUACAGAAAGCAUAUGCCUUCGCUUUGGGGCACCUGGUCAGGACGGCUAAAGACAGCAGUGUGGAGAAGCUGCUGCUCAAGCUGAGCAACUGGUACUUGGAAAAAGAAGAACCCGUUUACAAAUCGUCUUGUGCUUUGACGGUGCACGCCAUCAGUCACUACAGCCCGGAUGUGCUGAAGGGUCACGCAGGAGUGGCUCUGCCUCUGGCGUUUCUUGGCAUGCAUCAGGCUGCUGGUCCUGAUGAGGAGAACGGAGAGGGUCAUGAUGCCAAACUGUGGACGGAGGUGUGGCAGGAGAACGUCCCAGGUAGCUUCGGAGGAAUCCGACUCUACAUGACGGAGCUGAUCGCCAUCACACAGAAAGCCCUGCAGUCCCAGUCUUGGAAGAUGAAGGCUCAGGGUGCAGCUGCCAUGGCAACUGUUGCCAAGGAGCAGACAGGCUCAUUAGUGGCACCACACCUUGGAUUGGUGCUCUCCGCUUUGAUGCAGGGACUCUCUGGGCGCACAUGGGCUGGGAAGGAGGAGUUGUUGAAAGCCAUUGGUUCUGUGGUAUCCAAAUGCAGCACAGAGUUGCAGAAACCGUGCAGUGGCCAACCAACCAUCGCCGAGGUGCUGGAGGCUGUGAUGAGGGAAUGCCGUAAGGAGAAUCUGGUGUACAAAACGGCCGCUCUGCGUUGUGUUGGAGAUGUUCUGCACAGCAGCCAAGAGGACCGUUUCAGAGAGAUGGCAGAGAUCGUUUUCCCUCUCAUCAAGAAGAGUUCUCCAAAGAGCGGCGGUGCGUCUGCUCGGUCUCUGGACGAUGAUGAUGAUGAGGAUGAUGCGGAUGUGAAGGAGAAAGAGCUGCAGACUGAAGCUCUGCUUUGUUCUUUUGAGACUCUAGGGAAGGCCUGGCCCAGAAACCAGGAGACACAGGUACAUUUCCAGAUGGAUGUUUGCAAUCUGAUGUGUGAGAAGUUAAAGUUGAGCACUUGGAAAGUUCAGCUGGCUGUCCUGCAGGCCAUGAAGGCGUACUUUCAGAAAUUACUGCUUCUGGAGAAGGGUACUGAAGACUUGAACGCUCUGUCCCCGAUCCUCACUGAGACCUGCGCCGCUCUCACUCAUCCUUUAGAAAACAAAAGUUACUCCUCUGUGAGGACGGAGGCCUUGACAGUCGUGGAUCUUAUUGUUAAGAAAAUAGGAGAGAGCGAGCAGUGGGACUGCAUGUCUGCCCGGAGCCGCGAGCAGCUGCAGCGCUCCCUGUCCACGCUGCAGUCCGACAGCAGGCCCGAGCUGAGGGACAAGGCCCAGGAGCUGCGCAGACGCAUCCAGAGUCAGCCCUGAGCCGGCACAGCGCCAUCGGUCCGUGACGCCAUCUCCACCGCACCUCUUCCUCCUCCAUACAGCUGACCUUUUGAAUUAACCACUAUGAACCGCCACUAUUUCUUUCUGCUUUAAGGAUCAUUUAUAACUUAAGAUGUGACUCCAAUCAAUACAGCUGAUAAGUCUGUGAACAGGUUUGAAAUUUAUAAAUGUCUCACUCUUCUGAGCAUUUACCAACUCAACGUUUUUAAUUGAAAUAACCAGGAAGUUGUUGAUUACUAUCUGAACUAGUGUGUUGGGUUUGUGGACACCGUUCACUUCCAGCCCCCGAAUGGGGAAUCGUACUACUGUCGUGGGUGUGCUUCUCAUGAAAUGUUAACAGCAGGGUGUUUAUCUGAGAUUAUUCUGCAGAUUUAUUAUUAUUCAACCACAACGAGCAGUUGGAGUUUAUAAAAACAUCUGCAGUGUUUGGAAAAAGAAAAAAAAAAACCCUGAGAGUCUGCUGUUUUCUGAUGCUAUAGCUGUUUGAAUUUGUCCUUGAUUAAAAAAAUCUCCUUUGA